AUUCACUUCACAAACACCUUUCACUUUCUUGUAAUGUGUAAACCCCAAAACCACUCUAUCUUUUUCCUCCACCUAGCUAUCUAUAAACCAGAUCAACCAUAUCGUGAGGUUUGAGUCUGUGAAAUGAAGGAUUUUGGUUUGAGCAUUUGAGAUGGAGAACAAGGAGAUGAUGGGUGUGAAGAUGGAGGAUUAUGCCGUAGGAUCUUCUUCCUUUCCUUGCCCUCCAUUCUUUGAUUUUUCUGAAGAUAAAAGCACUUUAGGGUUUAUGGAGUUAUUGGGUGUGCAAGACUAUAGUCCUCUUCUUGAUUUGCCUCUAUUGGCAAACGUGUCUGUGCCUCUAACCUCUGCUGUUAAGGAACAACCUGAGACUGGGAAAGAGUGUUCCGAGGUGUUGAACCAACAACAACCUGCCACUCCAAAUUCUUCAUCCAUUUCGUCUGCGUCCAGUGAAGCAGUCAAUGAUGAACAGAAUAAAACUGUAGACCAAGCACAUGAACAGCAAAAGACAAAGGAACAGUUGAAGGCCAAAAAGACAAAUCAGAAGAGACAGAGAGAACCGAGAUUCGCGUUCAUGACGAAAAGCGAGGUCGAUCAUCUGGAAGAUGGGUACAGAUGGAGAAAGUACGGUCAAAAAGCUGUGAAAAACAGCCCCUUUCCUCGGAGCUACUAUCGUUGCACCAGUGCUUCAUGUAAUGUGAAGAAACGUGUGGAGCGAUCUUUUAAUGAUCCAAGCAUUGUAGUGACAACCUACGAAGGCCAACACACACAUCCGAGCCCAGUUAUAACUCGCUCAGGAGUUUCUACUGGGUGUGCCGACAAAUUUGGUUCAGUAAUGGGUGGAUCUGGGAACUACAUGUCCCAAUAUUAUCAGCACAAUCAACAAGUCCACGUCAAUACAUUGUCUUCUUUGGGUUUUCCUCCUCCUUCUUCAAAGAAUGUCUCUUUUCCUCAAGAGAGACUGUUUUGUAAUCCAGGGUCGACUGCAUUGUUAUGUGACCAUGGCCUUCUUCAAGAUGUUGUUCCUUCUCACAUGUUGAAGGAAGAGUAAAUGAUAACUCCAUUAUGUGAUUUAUUAUGAUUACUUUUUUGUAGGAGACUUAGAUGAGGACUCCAUUACUGGUAUAUGUAAGUUUUUCUUAUGUUGACUGACAGGUGGUACUGGUGAUACUGAUGAUGAUCAUAUGUAAAACCCGCUUUAUCUUUUUUGCACAUAUAGGUCUUGUCAUAACAUAAAUAUCAGUGUAACACGAUGAUCAGAUGUAUCAUUUCCUCGUUGAUGUCUCUUACUAGCUGGUUUUGAUUUAAUAUCUUGUACUCUAAUAGAUACAAAAAAAUGAAAGAGCAAGUCAAAAUAUCCGUUGGUGGUUUGGACUGUGGGGAAAUGAUUAAAAAAUAUAUCAAAUAGGUUUCUAUCUUCUUUAUAAUC
Abrus precatorius (Indian licorice) is the source of this 1426-nucleotide messenger RNA. RefSeq names its product WRKY transcription factor 23-like. The record is from RefSeq and is a predicted model, not a curated record. The coding region runs from base 152 to 1048 and encodes 298 amino acids. Gene Ontology annotation, molecular function: sequence-specific DNA binding; DNA-binding transcription factor activity. The transcript has 3 exons. NCBI's taxonomy places the organism in Eukaryota, Viridiplantae, Streptophyta, Magnoliopsida, Fabales, Fabaceae. Gene Ontology annotation, biological process: regulation of DNA-templated transcription.